AUGCACUCCAAGUUAGGAAAUGCCUGUGCCCUAUCUACGCAGAAAAUUGAUGUCCACCAUCACUUUAUUCCAGAAUGUUACGCCAAUGCCUUUUCAGCUUUUGCACAUGACCCGUCCGGAUGGAAGCUACCUGCUUGGAGCGUUGAUAGUACCAAGGCUCUCAUGGGCGAUCUCAAUAUCGGCACCUCCAUCCUCUCACUCACUGCCCCUGGUUGCACAAUCCUGAAAGGUGCCGCUGCAGCUCAGCUUGCACGGGAAGUAAAUCACUCGGCCGCGAACAUUCGUGACGGCGACCCAUCUCGCUUCGGCUUCUUCGCAUCACUCCCCCCUAUCCUUGACGAUAUCCCUGCAGCCUUGGCUGAAAUUGCUUAUUCCUUGGAUGUCUUGAAAGCGGAUGGGAUUACGCUGUACACCCGUUACGGACCGGGGAAUGCGUAUCUUGGGCAUGAGAGCUUGAAGCCCAUAUGGGAUGAACUUGAUCGGAGGGCUGCGGUGGUCUUUGUGCAUCCUACCCACCUUGUCGAUACACAGCUUGUAAAUCCAAAACUUCCUCAGCCGAUGAUUGAUUACCCGCACGAGACAACAAGGACCAUCGUCGACCUCAUCAUGAGCAACACUGUCCGUGAUCAUCCAAACUGCAAUAUCAUUUUUAGCCAUGCUGGAGGAUCGUUCCCGUAUCUGGCCACCCGUGCAGCAGAGAUGUUGCCGGACUAUGGUCUCAGUGACAAGAGUGCGGAGGAAUUUAUAGAGGAUGCAAGGACGUUGUUCUAUGACCUGGCGCUAUCGGGGAAUAAAUAUACCUUGGGCUUGUUGACGGGGUUUGUGAGGGAUGAUCACAUUCUGUUUGGGUCGGAUUUCCCCUAUGCCCCUACCAAGACGAUUAAAACUCAUACAAAGAAUUUGGAAGAAUAUGAGCUUCAUACAGCUCUGAGACAUCAGAUCAAUAGGGGAAAUGCUCUGAAGUUAUUUCCGAGAUUGGAUUCGGGUGGGUCCUAA
Venustampulla echinocandica is the source of this 996-nucleotide messenger RNA. RefSeq lists its product as uncharacterized. Gene Ontology annotation, cellular component: cytoplasm; cytosol. The record is from RefSeq and is a predicted model, not a curated record. The coding region runs from base 1 to 996 and encodes 331 amino acids. Gene Ontology annotation, biological process: secondary metabolic process. Gene Ontology annotation, molecular function: carboxy-lyase activity; hydrolase activity. NCBI's taxonomy places the organism in Eukaryota, Fungi, Ascomycota, Leotiomycetes, Helotiales, Pleuroascaceae. The transcript has 2 exons.